Messenger RNA from Annulohypoxylon truncatum, 432 nucleotides. RefSeq names its product histone H2A.Z. Bases 1 to 432 code for a protein of 143 amino acids. Gene Ontology annotation, cellular component: nucleosome. The transcript is spliced from 3 exons. Gene Ontology annotation, molecular function: structural constituent of chromatin; DNA binding; protein heterodimerization activity. The record is from RefSeq and is a predicted model, not a curated record. NCBI's taxonomy places the organism in Eukaryota, Fungi, Ascomycota, Sordariomycetes, Xylariales, Hypoxylaceae.
AUGGCUGGUGGAAAAGGCAAAUCAGCCGGCGGCAAGAGCUCAGGUGGAAAGACUUCGGCUGCCGAGGGUCCCAAGAAGCAACAGAGCCAUUCUGCCCGCGCCGGUCUUCAAUUCCCCUGUGGUCGUGUCAAGCGUUUCUUGAAGCAGAAUACCCAAAACAAGAUGCGCGUUGGUGCCAAGGCUGCCGUCUACGUUACCGCUGUUCUCGAGUAUCUCACUGCCGAAGUUCUCGAGCUUGCAGGAAACGCCGCCAAGGAUCUUAAGGUCAAGCGUAUCACCCCUCGCCAUCUCCAACUGGCCAUCCGCGGUGACGAAGAACUGGAUACUCUGAUUCGCGCAACCAUUGCCUUUGGUGGUGUCCUACCCCACAUUAACCGCGCCCUACUACUUAAGGUCGAGCAGAAGAAGAAGAACAAGGCAAUCGAGGCAUAG